Molecule: messenger RNA, 1203 nt
Organism: Protopolystoma xenopodis
Lineage: Eukaryota; Metazoa; Platyhelminthes; Monogenea; Polystomatidea; Polystomatidae
Source: the annotation of a GenBank genome assembly
AUGGCCAUGUCAUUGAUGGCGCUUUUCAAACUCCAGCAACCACCAUGCCUGAAUUGUGAUUCUAGUCGCCGUCGCCUUCCUACUGCCCCUCUUGUCGUUGUCGUCCACAUAUCCCUUCUUAUGAACUGCAUUGCGGCCGGCGAAGGUCCUGGCGGCAGAGGAUCUGGAUUCAGUCUGAAGGUGCCUAACUCCAGGCCACGGCGGAACACAUUAUCACUGCUGCUAAAUGCAUCGGGGACUUUAAGUAAAUCUUCCCUGGCAGUAACUGUGGGCCCGAACGCGAGUUCCAACACCCUGACGCACUCAAGCGCUGGCUUGAUCGGAGAUUCACUUGGUCAUGCAUGUCUACGUCGGGCUUCUGCUUCUGGCACCAUCUCUCGACGUGACUCAAACAACGAGGUAGAAUUGACUGCGCAACAUGGUCUUCUUCACAACUGGCGUACAGGCCGAAACACACCGACAGCCUCAUUUAAUUGUCAAGCCCAAUCACAACGAGAUCAAAAUUCGCAAAAUAAUAAUCACCAUCAGAGCUUAUCACGUCGUUUUGGGCUAGCAAGCGCGUCUUUGGCGUUUUUUCCCUUCCAUUCAAGCAUAAGUAGUAGGGAGCUUCGCUCCGGAAACGGAGUAGGCGGGAUACAGGCUUGUACAACAGACUUGACACAAGUUCUUGGCGUCUCUAUCUGCGUCUGUACCUGCACUGAGGAUAACAACCACCAAGCAAAUAUCACCGGUCUGGCCAGUACAGAAGUCGCUUGCAAAGUGGAUGAUAUUAAUCAGGCUGGAAAACUUAAGGAGAAUAUGAAGCAUCAGGAAGCCUUCCAAACGAUUAAUGGCCACGCUCUCGAUAGUCACGCCAGCAGUAGCUGUAUCAGAAGUAGCGCUUCUCUGAGCGACAUUCUCUGCUCCAGCUGUGGUGGUUCUCUCCUGCCUGGCGGGAGCUUGCCCAUUCAGGCCAAACCCAUGGGAUUAUCAGGCGCUAAUAAUUCAUUUUCAAGCAAUCUCAGUACCACGAUCUUCCUCACCUGCGUUUCAGGCGGCUUGAGCUCAGCAAAUGAUGCUCUUGUUUCCAAAGGUCAUGCGCAGCAGGCUGGACUCGAGGCAAGAAUUUUCAGCAUGGACAUUCGACGUUGUCGCCAUUUCUUAGACUGUGUUAUUGAGUUUAUUUCAAACAAUCUAAAUAUACAUCACUUUCUAGGGCCUUAA